UGCUAGUCCCGGACUCCCGGGUGAAGAUGGCGACUCUGAGGAGCGGAAUUGGAGCAUUGAGGCUGCUCCUUCCUCUAGCCCAAAAUAAUGCUUCAAGAAACGCGUCCAUGAAGCAGCUGGUCUCCAGGUUUUCCACCUUCAACCUUUGCCAUGUUCCAUCUCCGACUAUUUCUUCAGUAACCAAAUUGAGAUCAACUAUGGAGCAUAAAUUUAUUUGUGCACAUAAACUUGCUGUUCUCAAAAGUGUGACUCCUCAGCUUCCCAGUUUUCAACAGCCUGUAAGAACCCUAACCUAUUGUAGCAUCGGCAAAGGAAAGCGUAAAACAGUGAAAUCUGUUGUCAAAAGAUUCCUGCGGCUACAUUGUGGACUAUGGGUGCGAAGGAAGGCAGGUUAUAAGAAAAAACUUUGGAAAAAGAGACCUGCUAGAAAAAGGCGACUUAGAGAACAUGUCUUCUGCAACAAAACCCAAAGCAAGAUGCUGGACAAAAUGACCACUGAUUUCUGGAAAAGGCGGAACUGGUAUGUGAAUGAUCCAUACCAGAUGUACCACGAUCGAACAAACCUGAAGGUUUGAAUAUCUGUGACACUUAUGCCAAAAUCUGCAACUUGUGGCUUUGUUCCUGGAGCAGAAAUAGCAGCUGCUGUACUGAGCAUCCUUGGAGCUUGAUGGAGACCAACCUUAAAAUCAUUGACAUUGUGAAUGCUGAAAAGCUGGAAAAGAUGGUUUUUUUGUCCUUUGUUUCAUGCAUGUCUGUAUUUAAUGUAAUAAACUUCCCAACAAUACAACAAUGUCAUUUCUUACUAUUUUUGGGGGGAUCUGGCACUUUCAGCAUCUUUGGGACAUUCCCUAACAAAAGUCGCAGAAGAUUUUUACUGAGGUCCGUGUCUGGUUGUUCAGUAGCAAAGAAACUAGGGCUAAAAAAUACAAGGGAAAAUGGGUCCUCAGCUUUCCAGCCCAAUACCUUCAGAUUCCCUCAAUUUUCUCACUUCUGUUUCUUAAAUAUCCUCAAUAUCCAACGUCAUGGCAAGCUUAGUCAGUGCCUUCUCCUUUAGUUGGAUGUUAUGUUAAGUUUGUAUGAUUGUGCACACUUUAAUCGUCUUUAAAUACUUCACCAUCACAUGGUGGGCAUUCUGUGUUGAUGAUAUAUCAACUUGACGAGCAUUGUGGGUCUGCUAUUUUGGUACCGGAUUGAGUGUUUUGAUGCAACUGAUGCAUUUCACUCUGUUU
Messenger RNA from Mobula hypostoma (lesser devil ray), 1229 nucleotides. It is a transcript of the gene mrpl35, whose product is annotated as mitochondrial ribosomal protein L35. The transcript has 4 exons. Lineage: Eukaryota; Metazoa; Chordata; Chondrichthyes; Myliobatiformes; Myliobatidae. Gene Ontology annotation, cellular component: ribosome; mitochondrion. Gene Ontology annotation, biological process: translation. The record is from RefSeq and is a predicted model, not a curated record. Gene Ontology annotation, molecular function: structural constituent of ribosome. Bases 27 to 575 code for a protein of 182 amino acids.